Messenger RNA from Rangifer tarandus platyrhynchus (Svalbard reindeer), 1008 nucleotides. NCBI's taxonomy places the organism in Eukaryota, Metazoa, Chordata, Mammalia, Artiodactyla, Cervidae. The record is from the annotation of a GenBank genome assembly.
AUGCGAGAUCUUGACGACAAUACGUACAAGAAAUACAUAAAGAUGAUAACUAAUAUAGUUAUAUUGAGCCUGAUCAUUUGCAUUUCUUCAGCUUUCUGGAUUAUGUCUAUGACUGCAAGCACUUAUUAUGGUAACUUUCAGCCUGUUUCUCCUUGGCGUUGGCUGUUUUCUGUUGUUGUUCCUGUUUUGAUCGUCUCUAAUGGGUUUAAGAAGAAAAGUCUAGAUCACAGUGGGGCUUUAGGAGGGCUCGUGGUUGGAUUUAUCCUAACCAUUGCAAAUUUCAGCUUUUUCACCUCUUUGGUGAUGUUUUUUCUUACUUCCUCAAAACUUACUAAAUGGAAGGGAGAAGCAAAGAAACGUCUAGAUUCAGAAUACAAGGAAGGUGGGCAGAGGAACUGGAUCCAGGUGUUCUGCAAUGGGGCCGUGCCCACGGAGCUGGCCCUGCUGUACAUGAUAGAAAGUGGCCCUGGGGAGAUCCCGAUAGACUUCUCCAGACAGCACACUGCCUCCUGGAUGUGUUUGUCUCUCUUGGCUGCGCUGGCCGGCUCCGCUGGAGACACGUGGGCUUCAGAGGUGGGCCCUGUGCUGAGUAAGAGCACGCCAAGGCUGAUAACGACCUGGGAGAAAGUUCCAGUUGGGACCAAUGGAGGAGUGACGAUGGUGGGCCUUGCCUCCAGUCUUCUUGGUGGGACCUUUGUAGGCAUCGCUUACUUCCUCACACAGUUGGUUUUUGUUAACGAUUUAGACAUUUCUGCUCCCCAGUGGCCAAUUAUCGCAUUUGGGGGUCUGGCUGGACUACUAGGAUCAAUUGUGGAUUCAUAUUUAGGAGCUACCAUGCAAUUUAGUGGUUUGGAUGAAAGCACUGGCAUGGUGGUCAACAGCCCAGGGAAGGAGGUGAAGUACAUAGCAGGGAAACCCAUUCUCGACAACAAUGCCGUGAAUCUUUUUUCUUCUGUCCUCGUAGCUCUCUUGCUCCCAACAGCUGCUUGGGGUUUUUGGCCUAGAUAG